Messenger RNA from Trichomonas vaginalis G3, 225 nucleotides. RefSeq lists its product as uncharacterized. The record is from RefSeq and is a predicted model, not a curated record. The coding region runs from base 1 to 225 and encodes 74 amino acids. The transcript has a single exon. NCBI's taxonomy places the organism in Eukaryota, Parabasalia, Trichomonadida, Trichomonadidae.
AUGCUCUUUGAAAAUGAUCUAGAAGUUGUUCUUCUUGGUCAAGAUGCUGUUAAAACAGCAGAUCAAGUCAAAGAAGACACGAAAAAUAUAGAGAAGAAAAAUAAGAACUUUCCUGUAUGGGCUAUUGCUGUCAUUGUUGUUGCAUCUGUUUUUGUUCUUGUUAUUAUCAUUGUCGUUGUUAUUAUUUGUGUUAAGAAAUCGGGCCGCGUUUAUGGCUCAGAUUAA